Cajanus cajan (pigeon pea) is the source of this 2082-nucleotide messenger RNA. RefSeq names its product Transducin/WD40 repeat-like superfamily protein. The record is from RefSeq and is a predicted model, not a curated record. Gene Ontology annotation, cellular component: MWP complex; microtubule organizing center. NCBI's taxonomy places the organism in Eukaryota, Viridiplantae, Streptophyta, Magnoliopsida, Fabales, Fabaceae. Gene Ontology annotation, molecular function: protein binding. Gene Ontology annotation, biological process: microtubule anchoring at mitotic spindle pole body.
AAGGCAAAAGAACAAAAAGCAUCACACAUUCACACUCGCACCAAAUGAAUUUAUGAUCUAACGGCACUUUAAAACCAUUUGAAAAUCUUGUCUGUCCCAAUGGAAUGAAACAAGACAAGAGAGGGUUCCAUUCCAGAUCUACUCACUCUCUUCACGUUCCUCUGACGUGUCACUCGACACUCACCACCAUUUCAUAUGACACUUUAACUCCACUCACCUUUCUCUUUUCUGUUUCAAUUUGUAACUUGAAGCAAAACCCCAUUUCGUAUUCUGCAAUAAUCAAUCCAUGGAGUUCACUGAAUCUUACAAGCAAACGGGUCCCUGUUGUUUCUCUCCCAAUGCUCGCUUCAUUGCCGUUGCCGUCGACUAUCGCCUCGUCAUACGGGAGACCCUUUCUUUCAAGGUUGUGCAGUUGUUUUCAUGCUUGGACAAGAUUAGCUAUAUUGAAUGGGCGCUUGAUUCUGAAUACAUUCUUUGUGGUCUCUACAAAAAGCCAAUGAUACAGGCUUGGUCACUUACCCAGCCAGAAUGGACAUGCAAGAUAGAUGAAGGACCUGCUGGUAUUGCAUAUGCGAGGUGGAGCCCAGAUAGCCGCCACAUACUCACCACAUCGGACUUCCAGUUGCGUUUAAUUGUUUGGUCAUUGUUAAACACAGCUUGUGUGCAUUUACAGUGUCCAAAGCAUGCUUCCAAAGGAGUUUCUUUCACGCGAGAUGGAAAAUUUGCAGCAAUAUGCACGAGGCGAGAUUGCAAGGACUAUAUAAAUCUGUUAUCUUGUCAAACGUGGGAAAACAUGGGCAAUUUUUCCGUGGACACUCAAGACUUGGCUGAUAUUGAAUGGUCGCCUGAUGAUAGUGCUAUAGUGAUAUGGGAUUCACCACUUGAAUACAAGGUUCUAAUAUAUUCUCCAGAUGGAAGGUGCCUUUUCAAGUAUCAAGCAUAUGAAAGUGGAUUGGGAGUUAAAAGUGUGUCCUGGUCUCCUUGUGGUCAGUUUCUGGCAGUGGGAAGUUAUGACCAGAUGCUGCGGGUCCUGAGUCACCUAACUUGGAAGACAUUUGCAGAGCUAAUGCACCCAUAUACAGUCCGAGGCCCUUGUUGUGCUGCUGUUUUCAAAGAAGUAGAUGAACCACUACAACUUGAUAUGUCUGAAUUAUGUUUGAGUGAUGAUUUUUCCCAAGGGAAUGAUGAUUCUCCGGAAGAACCGUUUAGAGUCAGGUAUGAGGUUAUGGAAGUUCCUAUCAAUUUACCAUUCCAAAAGCCUCCUGCUGAGAAACCUAACCCCAAACAAGGAAUUGGGAUUUUGUCAUGGAGCAAUGAUAGCCAAUACAUAUGUACUCGUAAUGAUAGUAUGCCUACAGUACUUUGGAUAUGGGAUAUUCGACAUCUUGAGCUUGCUGCAAUCUUAGUGCAGAAGGAUCCUAUCCGAGCGGCAGCUUGGGACCCAACAUGCACACGCCUUGUUGUCUGCACCGGAAGCACUCACUUGUAUAUGUGGACCCCAUCAGGCGCUUACUGUGUUCAUGUUCCUCUACCACAAUUUACUAUAACAGACCUGAAAUGGAAUUCUGAUGGCAGUUGUCUACUUCUUAAGGACAAGGAGUCAUUCUGCUGUGCUGCUGUACCCUUGUUGCCAGAAUCUAGUGAAUACAGCUCAGAUGAUUAUAAGGAAUGAAACAAAAUGAUGGUAAAUAUGAGUGGCGAUGUAUCUCUGUGCAUCUGGUAGAUAAAGAUCAUACAAAAUCCUGCAGCUGUGAGAGUCCGUUUGAAUGGAGUAGGGAAAGUAAUUCUCAAGAGAAAAGGCUUGUUUGUUACUGUCGCUUCCAGUGGAUCAGGGAGGGUAUGUUUAUAAGCAUUUUGAGGAAGGGGGCAAUGGAGCAAAGCUAUGUAGGAACAUUUGGGAAAAUUCAAUGGCCAUCUCGGCCUUUGUUGUAGGAGCAUAGAUUAAACAGCAUUAUGUUUUCCUUUUUGAUUUGGAAGCCUUUAAGGUGUAAUGCUGUUGAUUGGAAUGCCACUUAUUUUUCUAUCUUUAGUAUAUUACACUUGAAGUGCAAGUUAUGAAAUUGCCUCUUCAAAUUCCUUCAA